Choloepus didactylus (southern two-toed sloth) is the source of this 624-nucleotide messenger RNA. Its product is annotated as glycine cleavage system H protein, mitochondrial-like. Lineage: Eukaryota; Metazoa; Chordata; Mammalia; Pilosa; Megalonychidae. The record is from RefSeq and is a predicted model, not a curated record. The coding region runs from base 1 to 624 and encodes 207 amino acids. The transcript is spliced from 2 exons. Gene Ontology annotation, cellular component: glycine cleavage complex; cytoplasm; mitochondrion. Gene Ontology annotation, biological process: protein lipoylation; glycine decarboxylation via glycine cleavage system.
AUGAACUCAAGAAGCAACUUUAUUAAGAGAAUAAGCAGGUGCCCGCCCGUCCCGGCCGGCCGGGUGUCGGCUUUGCAGCACUGCGACCCCCUGCACCCCCGCCAACAUGGAGCUGCUCGCGGCAGGAGCGAGCAGAUCGUCGUCUGCAGCCUGUGCCCGGCCUCGGCGCCACCCACGUCCGGACCGCGGUUGCCCUGGCGGCUGGGGGCUGGGGGCGGGCGCUGUUCCGAUGGGCGAACCCGCCCGGCUCAGCUCUCAGUGCGGAAAUGCACAGACAAACAUGAAUGGAUAACAACAGAAAACGGUACUGGAACAGUGGGAAUCAGCAAUUUUGCACAGGAAGCUUUGGGAGAUGUUUACUGUAAUCUUCCUGAGGUUGGGACAAAAUUGAACAAACAAGAGGAGUUUGGUGCUUUGGAAAGUGUGAAAGCUGCUAGUGAACUUUGUUCUCCUCUAUCAGAAGUAACAGAAAUUAAUGAACCUCUUGCAGAAAAUCCAGGACUUAUCAACAAAUCUUGUUUUGAAGAUGGCUGGCUGAUCAAGAUGACACUAAGUAAACCUUCAGCACUUGAUGAACUAAUAAGUGAAGAACAUGCGAAAUAUAUAACAUCUACUGAAGAGUGA